Molecule: messenger RNA, 691 nt
Organism: Drosophila rhopaloa
Lineage: Eukaryota; Metazoa; Arthropoda; Insecta; Diptera; Drosophilidae
Gene: snRNP-U1-C
Product: U1 small nuclear ribonucleoprotein C
Exons: 1
Coding region: 115-543 (142 amino acids)
Biological process (GO): mRNA 5'-splice site recognition; spliceosomal snRNP assembly; mRNA splicing, via spliceosome
Cellular component (GO): U1 snRNP; nucleus
Molecular function (GO): pre-mRNA 5'-splice site binding; zinc ion binding
Source: RefSeq, a predicted model, not a curated record
CGAUGUUUCUUCGCCUUCAUUGACAACCCUAGCAGAGUAGGGUCACACCAACGUGGAAAAAUAAAUAAAGCUAUAAUUUUCCCCAAAAUUGUUUAAGAUUCAUAAAAUAGUACAAUGCCGAAGUACUAUUGCGACUACUGCGACACCUACUUGACCCACGACUCGCCCUCGGUGCGGAAAACCCACUGCACUGGUCGAAAGCACCGCGACAAUGUGAAGUUCUACUACCAAAAGUGGAUGGAGGAGCAGGCCCAGCAUUUGAUUGAUGCCACCACCGCCGCAUUUAAAGCUGGAAAGAUUACAAACAAUCCGUUUGCGGGCGGACCAGGAGCACCGCCUCCGAAGCCGGCGGGCGUGUCCAUACCGCCGCCCAAUAUGGGGGCUCCUCCGCGGCCAGGAAUGCCAUACAUGCCACCGCUGAUGAACCCCAUGAUGGGCAUGCGCCCGCCGCCAAUCAUGAAUCCCAUGGCUAUGAUGGGACCACCGCCUCCGCUGGGCACUAUUCCUGGCGUCCGACCGUUGAUUAUGAACGGGCCUAAGUGACCGCACUCAGAACGGACUCGGAACCAGAACUAGGAGCUCAGAAGAAAAGCACCUCGAAAGGUGUCCUAAUUAAGCUGUAGCAUUUAAGUAAGCCGAAUAGCAAACCAAACUAAUUAUGUAAAUUUAUAUAAAGAAAAUUUACUCAGCG